CCUCUCGUCUCCUCCCUCCCUUCCCACGUCCUCUUCUUGAAAGACAGACGGAACGAAUCAGAGGGCGGCGAGGGAUCUGUGUCUUUCGCGAGUCGCGAUGGAGCUCGAGAUGGCGUCCAUGGCGGCAGCCAUCGGUGUCUCGAUCCCCGUGCUCCGCUUCCUGCUUUGCUUCGUGGCCACGAUCCCGGCGAGCUUCUUUUGGCGGCUCGUCCCUGGAACCCUAGCGAAGCAUCUCUACGCCGGCCUCUCCGGGGCGGCCCUGUCCUACCUCUCAUUCGGUUUGUCCUCCAACCUCCACUUCCUCAUCCCCAUGGCGGUCGGAUACGCCUCCAUGCUCCUGUGCCGCCGCUACUGUGGGACCCUCACCUUCUUUGCUGGAUUCGGUUACCUCAUAGGCUGCCAUGUGUACUAUAUGAGUGGGAAUGCAUGGAAGGAAGGAGGCAUUGAUGCAACUGGAGCUCUUAUGGUCUUGACGCUGAAAGUCAUUUCAUGCACAAUAAACUACAGUGAUGGGCUACUGAGAGAAGAAGGUUUACGUGAAGCACAGACGAAAAACCGACUUCUCCAUUGUCCCUCUAUAAUUGAAUAUUUUGGUUACUGCCUCUGUUGUGGCAGCCACUUUGCAGGACCAGUAUAUGAGAUGAAGGAUUAUCUUGACUGGACAGAAAAGAAAGGGAUAUGGGCUCGUUCUAAAGACAGACCAUCACCAUCUCCUUAUCUUGCCACCUUGCGUGCUCUAAUUCAAGCUGCCAUAUGUAUGGCGAUUUACUUAUAUUUUGUACCACAAUAUCCACUUUCACGGUUUAACGAGCCCAUAUAUUAUGAAUGGGGAUUCUGGAAACGGCUGCAUUACCAAUACAUGUCUGGCUUUACUGCUCGUUGGAAGUAUUAUUUUAUUUGGUCCAUAUCAGAAGCUUCGAUCAUCAUAUCUGGUCUGGGUUUCAGUGGGUGGUCAGAUUCAUCUCCUCCUAAACCACAGUGGGAACGUGCAAAAAAUGUUGACAUUCUUGGUGUUGAAUUAGCAACCAGUGCAGUGCAGCUGCCGCUCGUGUGGAACAUCCAAGUUAGCACCUGGCUACGCUAUUAUGUUUAUGAAAGGCUUAUUCAGAAAGGAAAGAAACCUGGAUUCCUUCAGUUGCUGGCUACACAGACUGUUAGUGCUAUUUGGCAUGGAUUAUAUCCUGGAUACAUCAUUUUCUUUGUUCAGUCAGCAUUAAUGAUCGCAGGUUCACGAGUUAUAUACAGAUGGCAGCAGGCCGUUUCCCCAAACAAUGCAAUAUUUAGAAAGAUGCUUACAUUUAUCAAUUUUGCAUAUACGCUGCUUGUCCUGAACUAUUCCUGCAUUGGUUUCCAGGUACUAAGCAUGAAGGAAACGCUGGCUUCCUACCAAAGUGUGUAUUUUGUUGGCACCAUCGUUCCCGUUGUAUUGAUUAUACUGGGGUAUAUCAUCAAACCAGCAAGAUCUGUCAGGCCUAAAGCUCAGAAGAGCCAAUAGUGCACCGAAGUGGUGUUUUAUCCUUACCAUUGGACAAAAAAGUGAAAGCAAGAGCUAGUGUGGCUGCCUCGAUGACUCUUCUUCACGAUUAACAUAUAUGCACGCGCGUGUGUGAAGGGAUCCUUUUCAAUUGGCUUUUCUCCACUAUUUCGUCUGAUAUUAUAUGGGCUCAUUCUUUUAGCCGAGAGUACAGGAAUUGUUGUUGAGGUUUUGACAUUUGAUUGCUGUGACUGAUGGUUUCCAUGUCUCAAAUUCAUAAGUGCCAAUGUUAGAUUUUUAGUGUGAUUAGAAGAUUUUGUUCACCCAAAAGAACAUUUUCAUCAUGAAGGGAGCUGUCUUAUUGCCGAACUUCUGGUUCUUUUUGUUGAUACUGCAUUUUUUAUGCAGAAAAAAAUUGAUGCUAAUUAUUAUUACAUUAUAAGGAAACUAGUUAUUAUGAUUUGUUUUUUCGUUUA
Messenger RNA from Elaeis guineensis (African oil palm), 1950 nucleotides. RefSeq names its product lysophospholipid acyltransferase 1. Gene Ontology annotation, molecular function: acyltransferase activity. Gene Ontology annotation, cellular component: endoplasmic reticulum; membrane. The record is from RefSeq and is a predicted model, not a curated record. NCBI's taxonomy places the organism in Eukaryota, Viridiplantae, Streptophyta, Magnoliopsida, Arecales, Arecaceae. Gene Ontology annotation, biological process: triglyceride biosynthetic process; lipid modification; phospholipid biosynthetic process.